AUGGCCAGAGCGAUUAACGGGAAUAAAUCAGUGCAUGCUGUAGUUUUAGAUUUUGGGAAAGCAUUUGAUAAGGUCCCUCAUCAAAGUCUACUACAGAAAUUAUGGUAUUAUGGGAUACAUGGUUCGUUAUUCAACUGGUUUGAAUCGUUUCUUCAAGAACGCUUCCAAACGGUUGUUUGCGAGGGUAAAUCAUCUCAACCAGUUCCUGUUACGUCUGGAGUGCCACAAGUCACGGUCCUGGGACCAUUGUUGUUCCACGUGUAUAUUAACGACUUACCCGAUGGUCUUUCUUCCAAUGUCAGGCUUUUCGCAGAUGAUGCGUUAGUGUAUGGAAUUAUUGUGGGAGGUACUGAAUGCCAACAGCUUCAAAAUGAUCUAAUUAAGCUGGAACAAUGGCAGUUGAAAUGGCAAAUGGAGUUUAACCCGACGAAAUGCAAAGUCAUACGUAUCUCAACUAAAAAAUCUGAACGAAAUGAGAUUUAUAUGUUCUGCGGUAAGCAAUUGGAGCAAGUUACAUCUAUUUUAUACCUAGGACUGACUGUUACCGAUAAGUUAAGAUGGUCAGAUCAUAUUUCUGAGAUUUCAAACAAAGCUGGAAAAACCCUGG
Molecule: messenger RNA, 607 nt
Organism: Paramuricea clavata
Lineage: Eukaryota; Metazoa; Cnidaria; Anthozoa; Malacalcyonacea; Plexauridae
Source: the annotation of a GenBank genome assembly